UUUGUUGUGUUUGACAAUUUGACAAGUUAAUUAAUCGCGAGAUCGCGACUUUACUCAAACCGUGAUAUUUUAUUAGUAGUAAAACAAAAUAAUAAUGUUCUUGUGAAUAUAUAAUGGCAAAUAUAGAUCAAACUCAUUGUAGAUUCUGUGCCGAAACAAAAGCAUCCAACAAACUGAUAAAUCUUGUUAAAGAUAGAGAAAAAUAUGAAGAAAUAUUGCAUAAACUGACCGUCUUGAAUGCAGUUUAUGUUGAUUUUUCUAAUAAUAAUAACAACCUAUUACCCAAGACUAUUUGCUUAGUGUGUUACGAAUCUUUAAAUAAAGCAAUAGAUUUUCUCGAAAAGGUGAAACGAUCGCAGGAAGUAUUGAUAAAUUUAUUCAUAACCAAUGACUGCACAAAGACAGAUAUAUCUGACGAUGAUAGAAUGGGUUUCGAUGACUACGGUUUACCAGAAUCAGUUGGGGAAACUUCACCAUUAAUUAAACAGGAAGUAAGUUACCCAGAAAAUGCAAAAGUAGUUUUAAAUUUGGAUAACAUUACUUAUAAUGUUUUGGAAGUCAAAGAAGAACUGAAGGUGGAAGAAACAGAUAAGGCUCCAGAAAAUGUCAGUGAAAGUCCGUCCAAUGUAGAGUUCGACAACACUCUUAAUGUUCAAGACCUGCUUGGGGCGACGAUAUGCAAUGUGCCAUAUGAGUCCGAUUUAACAAUAUAUGCUAAAGAGGUGACUGAUACAAGGAAGAGAAUAGUCCCUUUGUGGAAAGACUACCCAUGGAUAUGUGCACACUGCAAUAUGGAGUUCCUUGAUUUACCAUCAUUACGAUCUCAUUCCAAAAUAGCUCAUGGCAAAUGUAACGCUUUUGUAUGUUUUGAUUGUAAGAGCUAUGUGAAAAGUGAUUUUGAAUCCUUUUUAAAGCAUGUGCGUAGACACAGGAGAAGAUUAAGAAAAAGAUGCCACUACUGUGAUGCAUACAUGUCAGAAGAUUUAUUAAGUACUCAUGUUGCACAACAUCUUGUUAAAUUACAAGUCCCUUGUGACCUCUGCGGGGAGAUUUUGAAGAAUGAAGAGGCAUUACAAAAGCAUUUAGGUGAUUACAAUUCUAUGAAACCAAAACGUAAACCUCGGAGAAAACGAGGUACACCAAUCACAGUGGCCGAACUAACCUGCGAGUUGUGUAAAAAAGUAUACAAGAAUCCCAACAGCCUAAGGGAUCACAUGAAACUCCAUACAAACAACCGUACAAAGAACUACACUUGUGACAGAUGUGGGAAAAUGUUUUACAAUAAAGGCACCCUUACAUCCCACAUUAUGUCGCACGAUCAGAUCCGGCCGCACACGUGCAAGAUCUGCAACAAGUCGUUUUUAUUUCCAAACAUGUUACGCAGACACGUUGACAUGCAUUCAGGGAUCAAACCAUUCUCGUGCGAAGAGUGUGGACGUGGAUUCAGACUGUUAUAUCAGCUGAACGCUCACAAAAUAAUUCACACGGAUGCAAUGCCUUAUGUUUGUGAAUAUUGUAAUAAGGCUUUCCGUUUUAGACAGAUCCUUAAAAAUCAUGAACGACAGCAUACCGGGGCUAAGCCGUACGCCUGUCAGAUCUGCGGCAUGGAGUUUACUAAUUGGUCAAACUACAACAAACAUAUGAAAAGACGGCAUAAUACUGAUACAUCUAAGAAAAAAAUAACCCCCGAAGGGGUUUUUCCCGUUAACCCACAAACUGGGCAAAUUGUACAAUUCACAGACCCUGAUACAGAGGAGUGGAAAAACAAGAUAAUGAAACCGGGAAAGAGAGGAAAGAAGAAACUAAUAAAGGAAGAGAGUGGAAGUUAAUCAAGACAUUGUGAAGAGGCUUAUAGAUUAAAAAAAAAACUAUAAAGUAUAUGA
Messenger RNA from Papilio machaon (common yellow swallowtail), 1883 nucleotides. RefSeq names its product zinc finger protein 675. The transcript is spliced from 2 exons. Gene Ontology annotation, cellular component: chromosome; nucleus. Bases 114 to 1829 code for a protein of 571 amino acids. Lineage: Eukaryota; Metazoa; Arthropoda; Insecta; Lepidoptera; Papilionidae. The record is from RefSeq and is a predicted model, not a curated record. Gene Ontology annotation, biological process: regulation of transcription by RNA polymerase II. Gene Ontology annotation, molecular function: chromatin insulator sequence binding; zinc ion binding.